AUGGACGCAACGCGGCAAGGCCUCCUCUCGCGGUAUCACGACGCCGCGCGGAAACUCGUCGAGUCGCCCCUCUGCGCGUCGUGCGCGGCAAAAGCAGCCCCGGACCCGGACUGCCAAGCGAUGAACAGCCUCGUCAAGCGCCAAGCCGCGGCGCUCCUCCGGCUCCACGCGCCGCGCGACGGCGCCAACGUCGACGAGGCGCUCCUGCAGCGGCGCCUGGACGACCUCGCGUCCAUCUGCAUGGCCAAGUUCUACGCCUACCGGUUCGACCGGCUGCCCCACCACUGGCGGCAGAUCUACACGGACACGCUGAUCCUGGGCACCUUCCAGGCCGUGGUGCAGACGCUCCGGGAGGGCGGCGGCGGCGGCGGCGGCCUCGAGGGCGUCCUGGACGGCGUGGUGGGGAGGCUGGACCGGGCGCUCAUCACGGCCGGCGGCGCGGGCGUCCUCGGCGGCGCGUGGAUCGAAAAGACGCUCGAGCUGCUCGAGCGGCUGGCCGGGGAGGAAGGAGACGGGGACGGGGACGGGGACGGGGACGGGGACGGGGACGGAGAGCCAGGGCCGGCCGCCGAGGGAGCGAGGCGGUGCGCGGGGCGCGGGGGCUUCUUCCCGUCGCACGAGCCGCUCGGGCGGCCGGCCGUGACGGAGGCGCGCCUGUGUCCCCGGCACGGCGGCUGGUCGCUGGACCGGUUCGAGAGGUACAUGAACGACGGGGCGGCGCAUCCGCGGCCCGUCGUCUUCACCGACCUGCUGGACGGCUGGCCGGCGCUGACGACGCGGCCGUGGAAAUCGCCCGGCUACCUGCUCUCCAGGACCUUUGGCGGCCGGCGCCUCGUGCCGGUGGAGGUGGGCAGGAGCUACGUCGACCCGGGCUGGGGCCAGGAAAUCAUCCCGUUCGAGCAGCUCCUCUCGCGGUACGUGGCCGCGCCGCCGGGCGCCGCCCCCGUCGGGUACCUGGCGCAGCACGACCUCUUCCGCCAGAUCCCCUCGCUCAGGAGCGACGUCUCCGUCCCCGACCUCUGCUGGGCGUCGGUGCCGCCGCACCCCACCGACCGGGCCAGGGACCAGGCGCCGCUCGAGGCGCCGCAGCUCAACGCGUGGUUCGGGCCCGCGCGCACCAUCACGCCGCUCCACACCGACGGCUACCACAACUUGCUCGCGCAGGUCGUGGGCACCAAGUACGUGCGCCUGUACCCUCCCUGGGCGAGGGGGAUCAGAGGCCGGCGGCCGGAGCACGGCGUGGACAUGAGCAACACGAGCGUGCUGGACCUGGGCCUUGUGCAAGGAUGGGAUGCUGAGGAUUCGGAAACGGCGGCAGCGUCGGGCGACGAGCUGGACGCGGCGAGGAGGGAGUUGGAAGGGGUGGAGUACUGGGAAUGCAUCUUGGGAGAAGGGGACACCUUGCUGAUUCCGCUGGGGUGGUGGCAUUACGUGAGGAGUUUGAGCGUGAGCUUCAGUGUGAGCUUUUGGUGGAAUUGA
Ustilaginoidea virens is the source of this 1479-nucleotide messenger RNA. RefSeq lists its product as uncharacterized. The transcript has a single exon. The record is from RefSeq and is a predicted model, not a curated record. The coding region runs from base 1 to 1479 and encodes 492 amino acids. NCBI's taxonomy places the organism in Eukaryota, Fungi, Ascomycota, Sordariomycetes, Hypocreales, Clavicipitaceae. Gene Ontology annotation, molecular function: 2-oxoglutarate-dependent dioxygenase activity.